Messenger RNA from Aphanomyces astaci, 968 nucleotides. RefSeq lists its product as hypothetical. Gene Ontology annotation, biological process: carbon utilization. Gene Ontology annotation, molecular function: carbonate dehydratase activity; zinc ion binding. Lineage: Eukaryota; Oomycota; Saprolegniomycetes; Saprolegniales; Verrucalvaceae. The transcript has 6 exons. The record is from RefSeq and is a predicted model, not a curated record. Bases 21 to 551 code for a protein of 176 amino acids.
GUGCAGUUUUCGGAGUGACGAUGUUUGGACGACUUGCGCGCGGCGUGCGAACGAGUGUGACCUCCAUGGGAGUGUCCUCUGGAAGCAUGUCUACCCUCUCGCAUGGACGAAAGGGGUUGCAGGAACUGCUCCAACGGAACAAGAAGUGGGCACAUGACAUCAAGAAGCAAAACCCGACCUACUUUUCCAAACUCGUGGACCAGCAGUCCCCUGAAGUGUUGUGGAUUGGAUGCUCGGACUCUCGCGUACCGGCGAACGAAAUCCUCAACUUGCCGCCGGGCGAGGUGUUUGUGCAUCGCAACAUUGCAAACCAAUUCUUGAGCACGGACUUGAACGCGCUGUCAGUGUUGGAGUACGCCGUCACGGCACUGAAAGUGAAGCACAUCAUUGUGUGUGGUCAUUACGGAUGUGGGGGCGUGAAUGCUGCCAUGACCCAGAAGGAGUUUGGACUGGUCGACAAUUGGCUUCGCAGCAUCAAGGACAUUUACAGCGAUAACGCCAACGUUCUCGGCCGUACGCGAUGGCAUGCGUCCAACUCGUGGACUUGUUGACUCUGGUUUAGGCAUAUCGGACGACAAGAAGCGAUCCGACUUGCUGACAGAGCUGAACGUGGCCAAGGCCGUGUACAACGUCUGCCAUACGCGCAUCGUGCAAACCGCGUGGCAAAGCGGGCAGGAACUGCACAUCCAUGGCUGGUGCUACCGGUUAAAGGACGGGAUCAUUCGAGAUUUGAAGAUUUGCAUCUCGGGCGAAGAUCAAGUCGAAGAUAUCUACCGCAAGAUGCAGGAAAAGGAAAGCCCAGAGCUGUAAAGCUACGUACGUUUUCCCUGUGUGGGUUUAAUCGGGGGGUGUUAGAGAGGGUUAACCGUCGCCACCUGUCCCCUGCUAUGCAUAUACCACUUAGUACAAUACUAGUAUGUCCUGCACAGAUCUCAGUACCUUGUAAUUGCUUCUGGCGAAGUUCUCGC